AUGUAUGGAAGUAUCGAGCACCGGUGCUCCAUCGGAGUGGAAUUGAAUGGUGGCAACACCUAUAGUACGAAACGGAGGCUACAGUUUCGGAGUGUGUCUAAUUUGAAAGUAGAUUCCAUCGUGGCCUGUGAUCUUGACGUGACUAUCGUGCAUCGUGAAUGGGAAGGAUUCUGGAAGAUCACAGCUUUUGAUGACCGCCGGUGGUUAACUCUUCCCUCAACAGCUUCGAUCCAGCUCUCGACGCUUCGCCAGGAACACAAUCCGUUUCACCACCGCACCGAAAAGUUACCGAACAUUCCAAAGUCCCCGAUUACGGACACCAUGUGGGGUCAGAAUAGUACAUUCUUUCGGUUUUGCAAUCUGUAUUUUCGUGGCCAGCAGCAGACGACGGUGGUCAGCGAUGCGACGGCGAAUACGGACGAUGCAGCAGCAGCGGCGUCGGCGGCGGCGGCGAACAACGCGUGGAACUAUGUGGUGUUUGUGGCCUUCGUCGUGAUAUCGGCACUGAUACCGAUACGGAAGCGACUUUGUCGCCGUAGUACGAACAGCAAGAGUAAGCAGGAUUACGUGUUCGGUGCAGGACACAUCUCGACGUUGGCGAUGAUGCUGUCGAUUGCACGCGGGACUCUGGGCGUCAUAUCGGUGCUUGGUUAUCCGAGUGAGUUCUUUUACCGUGGCUCGGCCAUGUGGGAGUCUCUGUACGGAGUCGUCAGUGCGUAUCCGAUCGUGUGCUUCGUCUUCAUACCGGUGUACUUCGAUCUCGGCAUCACCUCGGUCUAUCAGUAUUUGGAGCUAAGGUUCAAUAGUCGAUUGGUGCGCUGUCUGGCUUCGGGAACGUACAUUCUAAGGACACUGCUCAGUCUGGGCGUGACGAUCUAUACACCGACCGUGGCGCUAAACACGAUCAUUGGUGUACCGUACUGGGCUUCGCUGCUGUGCAUUACCGUCAUCAGUAUCUUCUUCAAUGCCCUCGGUGGCCUAAAGGCGGCUGUAGCGGCCGACGUCAUCCAAAGCCUCAGCAUGACGGCUAUGCUGGUCGCCAUUCUGAUUUACUGCAGCAUCACAGUUGGAGGAGUGGACCGAAUAUGGACCAUUAGUUCGGACAAUGAUCGAUUCGCCUUUUUCAACUUUGCGGCUGAUCUUCAUUUGCGCGUCACGACGACAUCCGCUUGGUUGGGGGAAUUGUUCAAUUCGCUCAGUCUGCUCGGCUGUCAGCAGAACUUUGUCCAGCGCUACCUGAGCAUGCCAACGAUGAGCCAGAUACGGCGUACGCUGCUGCUGAACAUUCCCGUCGUGAUCGUGCUGUUUUCGUUGCCCUGGUUCGUCGGGAUGGCCAUCUACGCCAUCUAUUGGCAUUGCGAUCCACUGAAGGCGACGGUGAUCGAGAAGAUGGACCAAAUUCUGCCCUACUUCAUCGUCGAUCGGUUCGAGCGAGUACCGGGCGUAUGGGGAAUAUUUGUGGGCACGCUGUUCAACGGAGCCCUCACGCUCAACAUAUCCAACAUCAACUCGUUGGCCACGGUGACGUGGGAGGAUUUCUUGUCGCUGAUACCGGGUUGGAAAGCGAAGAGUGAACGCCAUCAACUGACGGUUAUUAAGCUGGUCGGUACGGUGUACGCGGUGCUGAUCAUGGGCAUCGGUUUCGUCGUGGGUUUGCUGUCGGGUGUGAUCGAGUCGUCGAUGUUGAUCAUCUCCGCAACCUCAGGCCCAUUGCUGGGAGUGUUUGUGCUCGCGAUGUUCGUGCCGUUCGCCAACUGGAAGGGUGCGGCCAUGGGAAUGAUCGCGUCGCAUCUUUCGAUACUGUGGAUCGUGAUUGGACGGUUGAUCGAAGCGAAUGUUAGUGAUGCGCUGCUGGAUACGUCGAUCGAAGGAUGCUACGCUGAUCUGAUGCUGACGCAGAAGAAUGUAUCCAGUAGUGGACUGCUGUUGACGCUCGAGGAAGGAGUGGAUGUGGUCGAUGCGAGUGAUUUGUUGACGCGCAUCUACUCCAUUACCUACAUGUACUAUGGUGUGUUCGGUACGGCGCUGACGGUGUUGUCGGGCAUGGUGUUUAGUCUGGCCACCUGGAGUAGCCACGAUGAGUACAACAUGAAGAUGCUGCACCCGGCCGUUCGGUGGCUGUAUCGGCGUAGUCCUUUUAAUGGCAAGCAUUUUGGCUCGUUUGAAGUGUCGUCCGGUAAGGGCGUUUCGGCGAAGGAAAUUGUGCCAAAGCAUUGAGAUUCGGAGUCGGAGCACACGAGCACGGCAAUGUGGAUGUCCACUCUCGGCAUGUGAUAUUCAAUCGUUAUAGUUCCUGUGUAUAAAUUAGUGUAAAUAAAUGUAUGGCGAGGGGA
Messenger RNA from Anopheles darlingi, 2333 nucleotides. Its product is annotated as sodium-coupled monocarboxylate transporter 1-like. The transcript is spliced from 5 exons. Gene Ontology annotation, cellular component: membrane. Gene Ontology annotation, molecular function: symporter activity. The coding region runs from base 1 to 2217 and encodes 738 amino acids. Lineage: Eukaryota; Metazoa; Arthropoda; Insecta; Diptera; Culicidae. The record is from RefSeq and is a predicted model, not a curated record. Gene Ontology annotation, biological process: transmembrane transport; sodium ion transport.